CCAUUUGGCCGCCGCAUACCCUGCGACAUUUACUGGCACGGUGUCUCGUUUCACGAUAAUGCCAUCUACUCGGGCCAGGUCAACAAAUUUCCAGGCAUGACCGAGGUGGUUCGGAAGAUCUCCCUGAGCCGUGCCAUGCGGAUGAUGCAGGAACUCUUCCCCGAGGAAUAUGACUUCUACCCGCGCUCCUGGAUCCUGCCAGAGGAGUUUCCCAUUUUCCUCGCAGAGGUCCAGAUGAUGAAAGAAGCCAACCCCAGGUGGAAGCCCAUAUUCAUUGUGAAACCUGACGGCGGGUGCCAGGGGGACGGAAUCUACCUCAUUAAAGAGCCCGCCGACAUCCAGGGGACGGGGAGCGCCCGACCCCCCCGACCUGCGGUGGUCCAGGAGUACGUUUCCCAACCCUUUCUCAUCGACAACCUGAAGUUCGACAUCCGCCUCUACGUCCUGCUGAAGUCUCUGGACCCGCUGGAGUUCUACGUCGCCAAGGACGGCCUCUGCCGCUUCUGCACGGAGCGCUACCAGGAGCCGACCCACAAGAACCUCCACCAGGUCUUCAUGCACCUGACCAACUACUCCCUCAACGUCCACAGCGGGAACUUUGUCCACUCCGACAGCGCCAACACGGGCAGCAAACAGACCUUUUCCAGCGUCCUCAAUAGGUUGUCCUCCGGCGGCGGCGACCUCGAGGACCUCACCGAAGACAUCGUUUCCCUGGUCAUCAAGACUGUGAUUGCCAUGGUCCCUAACCUGAAAAUUUACCACCAGUCCGAUAUCCCUGCCGGAAAACCGGGGCCUUCUUGCUUCCAGAUUUUAGGAUUUGACAUUCUGCUGAUGAAAAACUUGAAGCCAAUCUUGAUGGAAGUCAAUGCGAACCCCAGCAUGAGAACGGAGCACGAGAAAGAGGUUUCUCCAGGGGUCUAUGAGUACAUCCGAAGCCCUGUUGACGAGGCAGUCAAAAUCUCCGUCAUCCGGGACACCCUGCGGUUAGUGGAUCCGCGCAAGAAAAAGAGGGAAAAGACAUUAGCCGAGGUUUCAGAGGCCGAAUGGGAGAGGGAAAACGAUUUGCUGGAAGAAGGGCCAGAGCUGGAUGACAGCAAGACGUCAGAAGCCAAGUUCCCUUCCAUUUGCCUCAGGGAGCUGUACCCGAAGCUCGCAAAGGAAUUUGACUAUCUGCGGCUGGUCGAGCGGAUUGCGGCUCUCUUCAUCCGUUUCCUGGGCGUGAAGGGGACGACGAAAUUGGGACCCACGGGCUUCCGGAUGUUUAUAAGGAACAGCAAGCUAAGCAACAGCGAGUUCAGCAUGGCUUCCGCAGACAUCCUGUACAUUGACAUCACCAAGAAGCAGCACGGUCUCGCGACAGACCGAGAUGCGAGGAUGGACUUGCACACUUUUGUGGAGGCGAUUUGCUUCCUCGCCCAGAGGAGGUACAAGUCCCUCUCCCUCCACGAGCAGGUGGAGCUCCUCAUUGACUUCGCGGAGUCCAACUUGGCUGCCCAGGACAAGAAGCGCGCCUGCUGGGACCAGCGCGUGGCCCUGGUGACUUGCCACCAGAACCGGCUCCAACUCCGCCCUGCCACCAACAUGCUGGUCGAUUACAGAAGCUCCCGCCCGUGAAAGACUGCCUUUGCUGAUGCGGAUUUAAAGGGAGGUUUAGACCACAUUCUAGUCCAUUGGGUGACGUUAAAUCUCAUAGCCUAUGUCAGGGGUCCCCAGACUUACCCGCCUUUGGGCCGGUGCCCGCUGCGCCGAUCGCUCGGCGGGCGGGAGAGUGCGCGCGCAGCGGGCCGGAGGGUGGGGGAAGCGCGCGCCGGUGCGCAUGCG
Molecule: messenger RNA, 1821 nt
Organism: Zootoca vivipara (common lizard)
Lineage: Eukaryota; Metazoa; Chordata; Lepidosauria; Squamata; Lacertidae
Source: RefSeq, a predicted model, not a curated record